UUUGCGCGCGGGAUAAGCACCCAACGGACGAUCGCACUUUGGUAAAUGGAGCGCGCGCGACUCCGGCCAGGUGUUGUUUACGCUUGUGUGCUGUUGCUGCUCUACGCCGUGCGUUAGUGUGCGAGCGUAUAUGUGCGCGGUUGAGUGCAAAAAACGUUCUCGGCUGCGCGUUCGACAGUUUCUCGUCGAGGCAGUCCGCGCCAGCGACCGCAGCAGGAUCAUCUGAGUAGUUUUCGCUGCGCUCGCACGAUACACCAAAGGCGUGCAUGAGGGAGGCCGCGAAAUAUCGACUUCGCGAGCGACGACGACGAACAAAAUUGCUCGCAUGCUGAAGCGAGCCGAGAGUAAAGCUCGACCGUGCUACAGUGUUAUGUCCUGCCGAGGGUCGCCGUGUCGCUUUUUGGCCGUUUCGUUGUGUGUUGUUUGUUAACCGUGUCCGUCGAUCAGGAGCUUUCCCCGAGCUCUUAUAGUGUCUCGUUUGUUUUGCUAUGCGUUAUUAUACGCGUUAAACUUGCAUUAAAGUGGGAGAGACCGAUUUUUCUCGUCUGACGCUCCAAGUUUCGCUAUAUAGCCACGAAUCGCAGGCUUGGCGCGCGUUUGUAUCAAACACGAGCUUCACAGAGCGAGAGAGAGAGAGAGAAAGAGGAAGAGAGAGCGAAGAACCGAGUAGUGUGUGCGAGUGUAUCUAUGUGUUGCUACUUCGAGCGCAACAUACAACUUGAACUGAUGUGAGUCUUGUACGUGUGUGCGCGAAAAAAAGAGAGAGAGAGCCACGAGAGGCAGAGGCAGCAGCAAAUGCGCGCCAGUCCCGGUCACCGUCGUGCUCCGUUGUAGUAUAUUAUAGUCUGCAGUAUAAUUACGUACUCUCUGUGUGUUGUACCUAUGUCGUGCAGUAGUAAUUGCAGCUGCAGCAGUUCUCGAAAGGCACAGUGAGUGUGCUUAGCCCGGAUAACAUUACCAUCCUACAGUGUCUGGGUUAGAGAGGCAGUCUCUCCGCGAGAGAGGUCUCCUUUUUUACCUUAAAAACUUAUCGCGUCGACCGAGCGUGUCUCUCUUUCCAAGUCCACACACGGCCAUUGAUUAACGUUUUUGUUAGGCUGUGACGACGUCCAGGCGUGAAGUGUCUUCGGUUGCUGUCUACUCUUGCCGACGACGAGCUAACUCUUGUAACUCUGCGACAGAGCGUCAUUCAUCAUGCCACUUUUACGCAAGAAACCCUUCCAACGACUCCACGUCUCGUCCGACUUUCGCGAUGACGACGAGGUGUUUCAUUGCGCGGUUACCAACGAAAUUUUCAAGGAUUACAAUGAAUUCUGUGAGAGGAUAAUCCUCUGCAACUCCAUGAUAUGGUCUUGCAGCAUUACUGGCAAGUCAGGCAUGACAUACGAAGAAGCCCUACUUUGUGAAGAGAAUGCCAAGGAAAGCCUCAAAGAGUUUCCUAUGGAGCUUCGAAUUCCAAUUCUCUACUUAGCCAGUAAGACUCAAAGAACCUCAUUGAGUGACAUGAUAGACGAUGUUUUCCAAUAUGCACGAGAGCGAUAUUUUAUUGGAGAAAUGGUUGAAGCCAGCUUCACUGAAGACUCAUGGUGUGAAUGUCAUGUCCUACAAGUGAUUGAACCAACUGAUCAACAGAUUAAAGCAUAUAAUCAAGAAAACAAAAAUCCUUCUGAAAGACUGUACUAUCCACCAGCAAAGUUAUUUAAAUAUGAAGUUGAACAGCUCGAUUCAGGAGACUCUGAAGUUAGUCAUCUCAUGAUUGUAGAAGCUUCACAAAUUCGUAGAAGAAAGCAACAAUACACUAGAGAUCGUAAUAAAAUCUUUCUUAGAAUGUUGACACAACAAAGUUCUUCUGGAAUAUGGGUUGUAAAAGAAAAUGUAUUACAAAAAUAUGGAAUCCAUAAAGUGAGAUUCGACUCCAUAUUUGCUGGUCCAUUACCAGAUUUUACACCUAAACCUAGGAAACUUGUAAAACAAAAACAAGAAUCAUUAGAUAAAUUUCUUACUACAGACUCUACAAAGUUUAAGCCUUUCGACAAGCCUGAUGCGCUUAAAAAAAUCAAUGAUACUGGAAUGGUGACAAAAAAAUACAAAAAAUCAAAGCUCAAUGGAAAGUUUAAAGAAGAAUUGAAAGCAAAAGCUUUAGAAGAAAAAGCUAAGCGCCAAGAAGAACGACUUGAAAUUAAAGAACGUAAAAAAGAGGAAAAAAUAAAACAAGCUGCCUUAGCUGUCUACGUUAAGUCUUGGAAUAAACCAAGGGAAGAUCUGGAAUGCGAAGAUCUCAAACCUUUACCAUCGGCCACUCCAAUCAAGUCCGAAUUAUACAAUGAAAAAUUCGGAGAAUUUGCCAUGAUAUUGGAAUUCUUGGAAUUUUUCCGCGAGGAAAUUGAAGUGAAAGCUUACUUCCACAAUGGUGUAACGCUCGACAUUCUUGAGAAAGCAAUGAUGGAAAAAGAUGUGUCUGGCCCUUUGAAUGAUUUACUUCAAUUGUUACUUGCAAACAUUUUUAAAUAUCAGGCUGAAGAAGAGGAUGAAAUUCACGCUGAAUCUCAGGAUGCUGUUAGUGAAAAUGACAUAGACACAAAAGUAUCAUCAAUGGUUGGAGCUGUAAAAUUAGCAACUCAAGCUUCGGGAUGGUGUCAAACCCACCAAGGUUGCCAGUUAUCAGAGUUAGCCCUAGAUAACUAUACCAUGAGCGAGAUUUUGAGGCAACACCUUCUGAGCUCUGGAGGUAGAAUAAGUGAAGCAGCUUCCAAAUGGAGGUAUUCACAAAGAGGUGGUUACACAAACCAUGAUGAUCCAGCCCUAUUACUUAGAAUAGAAAAACCUAGAAUACUACGUGCGCUUGGUCACUCUAAUAUUUGUGACUUUGAUCUUGAAGACCGAUUAACUGUUGUGAUUUGUUUAAUUAAUCAGUUAUUAACGUUUGCUUCUAUACGUGAUGUUAUCGACGAGCGUUACGAAAAACUAUUUCAAGCCAAAAAAGACUUGAAAUCGUUUAUCAUUGCAGAACAAAAAAGAGAGAAAGAGGAGAGAGAUAAACAAAAGGAAAAAGAAAAAGAGAAAGAAAAAGAUGGUAAAGUCGAGGAAGUCAAAGAAGAAGAUUUGGAACCAAAAAAAGUUACGCGAAAUAAUUACAAAGAAGAGAAAAAAAAAGAAGAAUAUGAAAAUAAACUACGAGAAUUGCAACAAGCUUCAAAAGAUGAUCAAAUGAUGUUACUGUUAGGUUCCGAUAGAGCUUAUCGUAAAUAUUGGAGAUUAUUAUCCAUUCCAGGUAUUUUUGUUGAAAAUAUUGACGCAUUGGCCGGUACUUGUUUACCCGAAGGCACCCCUUAUAUGCCAGAACUUCUGGAUUCUGAAGUAUUACACUCAUAUUUAAAAAAUAAGUUCGAAGAUGAAUGCAGUGACAAGGAAAACAACGUUAAAAAGGUUAAAACUCCUAAGAAAGCUAACGUUGAUAAAAAUGGAGUUAAAUCACAACGAACUGAUAUUCGCAAGAGCGUGAUGGCUUGCACUGGUAAUAAAGACUGUCCCGUUCACGUCAACAAGUCUAGUUCAAAGUGGAGUUUUUAUGGGAAAAUCGAAGAUAUUGAUGAAUUGAUAAACGCCUUGAGUGAACGAGGUAUUAGAGAAUCAGAACUAAAAAAUAAUCUCAUACAUGAAAAGGAAAGCAUAAUAUCUGCUAUCAUUGGCUGUCCAAAACACAAAUUCAAUCCCGACAUCUUUCCAGAACCAGACAAAGAGGUUUCAAAAGCAUCUAAAAAGAAAGUUGACAAUGUUCACUCCAAUUAUCCUCCAGAUAUGCCUAUAAACACUAUUUUAGAACUCAAUUUACGAGACUAUGUCUUGGAUCUAGAAGAUAAAAUCAAAAUGGGUUGUCUAGGUACACUUAAAGUUCAAAAUCGCGAAGCUUGGCGUAGUGCUAUAAGCAAUGGCAAAUACGAUAAGCAAUGUGAUAAAUUAGUGUACGGUUUAAACGAAACUCCUGCAGAUUUUGGUCAAAAUACCAUGUUAGAUAGUAUCAAAAAAGAAACUAAGACCAGUAGACCUGGAACUCCUGAUUCUGAAGUAGGCACAACUGCAAAAGUUUACCGCGAUCCCGGUAAAUUUUUGGGGCCUCCGGAAGAAAAUGAAACAACUGCAGACUUAAAGCAUCAAAAAGCAAUUAAGCAAAUGGCUUGUGCCAUAUUACAAAUAUCUUAUGCUAUUGACCACAAGUACCUGAAAAAACCUUUAGGAAGUGAAGAGAAGGAUAAGAAAAAUGCUACGGAAGAAGCUAUCGAUAGAUGGCAACAAUCAUUGAUGGCUUCAACCAGUUGGUCCCAACUUUUUGUACACUUAAAUACUCUAGAUAAUAGUAUUCAGUGGAGUCGAAGUGCAUUAAAUGCUCAAUGCAGAGUGUGUCGAAAACGCAGAGAUGCGGAGAAUAUGCUACUUUGUGACGGAUGUAAUAAAGGUCAUCAUCUUUACUGUUUAAAACCAAAAUUGACUUGUGUACCAUCGGGUGAUUGGUUCUGCAGUGUCUGCAAACCUCGUGAAACAAAACAAGCACAAAGAACAAAACGAAGGAGACAGUUUGAAGAAGAAAUAGAAGAUGAAACAAGUUACACAAGAGAAACAAGACACACUCGUGCUAGGAAAGUUCUUUCUGAUGAAGAAGAUAACGAAAGCGAAAAACCUGUUAAGGAUGAACUUGAAAGCGACGAUGAAAUGUCUAGUUCACCACAACUCUGCACAAUGUGUGGCAACGAUGGAAAGCUAAUAGUUUGUGAAGGGUGUAAUAAGCAUUAUCACACUGACUGUCAUGAGCCUCCUUUGCAGAGACCUCCCCGCGGUCGAUGGACGUGUACUUCAUGCAAAUCACGGAAAAGUAAUAGUAAGCCAGUGAUAAAAGGCCGCGAGAGGGAUAGAGAGUCUGAGAGAUCUUCUGCAGCUACUGCAAGGUCUCGAAUCCAUGGCUUUGCCAAGAGCCUACUCUCUAGAGAAAUUAAAGACUGGAAUGAUCACAAUACUUCGGAUGAUAUUGAACACACUCGACACACAAGAAGGUCAGCAAAAAGAGCUGCUGAAGUCGAACAUGAGGCAGAAGUAAAGCUUACUGUUAAGGGAUGUAAGGCACAAAUACAAGAACUUUUGAAUGACAUAAAAAAACAUCGCCAAUCAUGGCCUUUCCUAGAGCCUGUUGGAAAAGAUGAAGUUCCGGAUUAUUACGAUUAUAUUUCUGAACCAAUGGAUUUUGGAACUAUUCAGAAAAAGUUCAGCAACAAUCAAUACACUGCAUUAAAAGAUUUCUUCCACGAUUGUUUACUAGUUUUUGAUAACUGUCAUACAUAUAACUCAGAAAAUAGUCAAGUUUACAAUAAUGUUUACAGGGCUGGACAGAAAUUGCUUCAAUAUUUUGAAAAAAGAUGUAAGGAUUUAAAUCUCCAUUUCAACGAAGAUGAAAUCAGACAGCCGAAUCAAAAAAUACCAAAAUUAGAAAAAAAUGGAAAGCAUAAUGGAGUCGCACAUAGUGACGAUGAAGAUGUUGAAAUGAAUCAUAGCUAGGGAAGAUUUCGCACGCAUAAAUGUGUUAUUAGGUUACAUCGUCUUGCCCUAUAAUAAUAGAUUUUUGAUUAAAGUUAAUAUUUGUUUAAACCGUCGACCUUUACUGUGUCAAAUUAUUCGUGAAGUUUUGACUAAUUUUCAUUGAAGUUAUUAUUAUUAGUUUGUCUUGCACUUGAAUUGUUUAUUUGACCAUAGUUUGAUGCUCAUAUGUACGAAGAGCUUGUUCUGACUAGUGAAAAAUAAUUCCUUCAAAAGUUGUUUAUAUGGAAGUUUUUUUUAUUCUUAGAUAGGGUUUCACUAUUGAAUUUGAAAAAUUCAUGAUAAACUGAGACUAGUAUUAUUUAUUUAAAUUGUGGUUUCUCAGUUUGAAUGCCUUUUCUUCAUGUGAUUCAGUGUAAAAAUGACAGAAAUCUUAGCAUGAAUAUUCAUUUUUACACUUACUUCACUUAAAAUGUUUAAACAAUUUAAACUUCAUCUUACAUGUUAUUUUAUCAAUUUAAUAUAAUUAUGCUUGUAGUAGCUAUAUUUGUAAACAUUUUAAAACUAUUUCCAUGAUCUGUGGGAUUUCAGCAGUAAAAGCUGUGAGCUCGUGUAGAAUAAAAUUUUAGAAUUUAUUUUAUCAACA
Molecule: messenger RNA, 6169 nt
Organism: Trichogramma pretiosum
Lineage: Eukaryota; Metazoa; Arthropoda; Insecta; Hymenoptera; Trichogrammatidae
Gene: Acf
Product: bromodomain adjacent to zinc finger domain protein 1A
Exons: 14
Coding region: 1195-5544 (1449 amino acids)
Biological process (GO): chromatin remodeling
Molecular function (GO): protein binding
Source: RefSeq, a predicted model, not a curated record